Messenger RNA from Myxocyprinus asiaticus (Chinese sucker), 5011 nucleotides. RefSeq names its product membrane bound O-acyltransferase domain containing 2a (gene mboat2a). The coding region runs from base 227 to 1741 and encodes 504 amino acids. NCBI's taxonomy places the organism in Eukaryota, Metazoa, Chordata, Actinopteri, Cypriniformes, Catostomidae. Gene Ontology annotation, molecular function: acyltransferase activity. The transcript has 13 exons. Gene Ontology annotation, biological process: lipid modification. The record is from RefSeq and is a predicted model, not a curated record. Gene Ontology annotation, cellular component: membrane.
CAUACAAAUUUGAAAUGGAACACAGCCCAAGUCAGUCCGCCUACACGGGCUUUGUGUUGAUGUUCAGGCGGCGCAACAGCGCUGACAGUCCGCGACCAGAUGAGCACCAGAGAACAACAUUACACGCCCGACCAUUAAAAAUAGAGAAAGAGGGAGAGAAAGAAAUAGGUCAGACGGUAUUUUGGGGGGGAUUUGACUGUAAGGGAGUGGAGAGCUGGACUAAAUCAUGGCCACAUCAACGUCUUGCACUGGCUCCACACUACUGCAGCCAAUCAGCGAGAUUAUCGAUCUACCGCUGGACCAGGUGAACUUUGUGGUGUGCCAGCUCUUUGCCCUGGUAAUGGCUUUCUGGUUCAGACUCUACCUGCACCCCAGUAAGACCAGUCCCUUCAUCCGACAUGUAGUCGCCACCCUACUGGGCUUUUAUCUGGCUCUGUUCUGCUUUGGCUGGUAUGCCUUACACUUUCUUGUUCAGAGUGGUCUUGCCUACGGCGUAAUGCUUUUCACAGGAGUGGAGCACAUGCACAAAUACUGCUUUGUGGUUACACUGGGAUACCUCAGUUUCUGCCAAAUCACCAGAGUCUAUGUGUUUGACUAUGGCAUGUACUCAGCCGACUUCACUGGGCCCAUGAUGGUUAUCACACAGAAGAUCACAAGCUUGGCAUUUGAGAUUCAUGAUGGUCUGAUGAAGAGGGAGGAGCAUCUGAAACCCAGUCAAAAGUAUCUUGCUGUCAGAAAGAUGCCAAGUCUGCUGGAAUAUCUGAGUUAUAACUGUAACUUCAUGGGAAUCCUAGCAGGCCCGACCUGUUCUUACAAUGAUUAUAUAGCCUUUAUAGAGGGCAGAUGCUACGAGGCCAAACAUGUGGAGUCAAACGGCAAAGAGAACUGCAAAUUCAAGCAGAGUGACCCUUCACCUAAGAGGGAUGUGAUCCAGAAAUUCUGCACAUGUGCUCUGUCCCUACUGGUGUAUUUGGUGAUCUACACUGCGUGCCCCACUGACCGUGUCAUCGAUGACUCCUUCAUGGCCUCUAACCCCUUUUACAUCCAGGUUCUGUACCUCUACAUCUCCAUGCUGGCCUUACGCCCAAAGUACUACUUUGUGUGGACGUUAGCUGAUGCCAUCAACAAUGCAGCUGGUUUUGGCUUUAAUGGCUACAACACAGAUGGCACACCAAAAUGGGACAGAAUAUCAAACUUAAGAAUACUGGAUAUUGAGUUUGCCACCAGCUUUAAGAUGUUCCUGGAUAACUGGAACAUUCAGACAGCCCUUUGGUUAAAAAGGGUGUGUUACGAACGCUGCCCAUAUAAUCCAACAGCAGCCACUUUUCUCCUCUCUGCCAUGUGGCAUGGAGUGUACCCGGGGUAUUACCUGACUUUCAUCACAGGCAUUGCCAUGACAAUGGCAGCACGGGCAGUCAGACACAAUGUGAGGCAAUACUUCCUGGGCUCAUCCACACUCAAGGUCAUCUAUGAUGUGACCACGUGGGCCAGCACACAGAUCGCCAUAUGCUACACUGUUGUGCCAUUUGUACUGCUGACAGUAGGGCCAUCGCUAAAGUUUUAUAGCUCAUGGUACUGCGGCAUUCACCUGAUCUGCUUGUUGCUGGUGCUGGUGUUACCCGUGAAGUCCAGACACUCACACGUGAAACAACAGGAGCAGCAGAGCAGCAUUCAGACCAGCGAACACAACUGCCUCUCCUCUCCAGACAGCAACUGCAAUGAGAAGCAGAUAGCCACAUGAGGGCGGCAGGGAGGGCCGCUCGCUCGCACACGCUGCUGUGAGAAGCUCUGAUAUCAAUACUGAGAGACACAGAGUGGCCAUUUCCACCCUCAGAUCCAACAGUGACAUUACCAAGGCACAAACUGCAGCAACAAAACAGAGAAAAGAGACGACGAACCCAUAAUUGCCCGAUGGAGUUGGAUUUGCUUUGGUUUUAUAUAGGAAAAACCUUCAUUGUAUCUUAUGAAACUGGGGGUAUUCUUGAUUAUAGGAUGCAGAAUAAAUGACUAAAAUGUCAGUAAAUCUGAAGUUGCCUUAAACCCUGGAUAUAUUUAGGGCCUAUAGCCUCGUUUUGGGAUCAUGUUACGUAGGAAUGGACGGUCAUUGUUGGCUUAUAGCAUCACUACAUUAGUGCAGGAAGUCUAGCACUGGAAUCAGCUUCCAAGGUACCAAGAUGAUUCUGCCAUUUGUCAUUUUAAACAAAGUAACCUCUGUUCGAGUUUUCUCAAAAGUACAUUUUUGUGUUGCCAAACUCAUAGGCCUUAGGUUCCUAUCUCUUGCCAUCGGUUGAUCUUUAUUGAAUGAUAAUAGAGCUGUUCAGUUAUGACGUCAGUUUGUAGACCAACAUGGAAGGCUAAUUCGCCAUGGGUUCCCUCUGGAAUUUCUAAUGGGUUUUUAGAAAGGUGGUUUUCAAUUUAUGAGUAAAAUAAGGUCUGUAGUUAACAUUACAAGAAAAAACGUUUUGUAUAAACAUGCUUGAUACAGUAAAUCAUGUACAGUUCACCAGACAACCGUCGCAGUCCUUAUGUAGCAUCACAUUAAUUUAAGUUUAAGGUAUGACGGUGUAAUUUAUGUUGUAUAACAAAACGUGAAAGUCUCGAAGUAAUUUUAACCACAGACUAUAUUUUACUCAUAAAUACAAUCCUAUUAGAAAUUCCUGAGGGAGCUCAAAAAUGCUAAUUCUUGGGUUUUAGGACUACAAACUGAACAGCUCUAUUUCUGUGGUUUUCUAGUAGGUUCAGUCUGCUGCUUUCUCUGGCUUGUCAACCUUUGUUGGGAACAUGGGUUGAUAUUAAAGGGUAGGUGCCUUCAUUUAAAAUAAUUGUUCUUCUUUCUAUGAUUUCAGUGGUUUUUAUGUUGAUUUUUAUUAAAGGAUUUCUGUUUCAUUAAGGGUUGUAUUUGUGACAUUGUUUAUGGAUUGUAGGUUUCCUCAGGGCUCGCAGGUCUUAUUUUAGACUUAUUUGUUCUAUGAUCUACACUACCGGUCAAAAGUUUUGAAAGACUCUUUUUUUUUUUUUUUUUUUUGUAAAUAAUAGUAGUCAUUAAAACUAUGGAAUAACAUAAAUGGAACUAUGGGAAUUAUGUUGUGACUAAACAAAAUCCAAAUUAAAUCAAAACUGUGUUAUAUUUUAGCAUCUUCAAAGUAGUCACCCUUUGCCUAGAAUUUGCAGACAUGUACUCUUGUUGAUAUAAGCGUCCGCACACAGGUUUUACCUAUGGUUAGUGAAUGAGACCCAGUAUUUCUCAAUAUCACAAUUUGUUUAUUCAAAUGUAUUUUUAUGUUACAGACAUACACAAGUGCAAUAUCUGUAUUUCAUCCUUUUUUUAUUUUUGUGCAUGUUGAGUGAAAAGAUGGCGUUUAUUUUUUGCAAGCAAUGCUAGUGCUCUUAUCAAGCUACAACAAUAGUCAUAAUUUGGUAGUUGUUCAGUACACGUAUACAUGCAUUACUCCGUAAUUGGAUACAUGCAAUACUACAUACGGUAGCUGGAUAAAUGCAUCAUUUAUUCAAUGACGGUACUUGACUACUUCUCUGGGUUGGAGUAUUUUUCUAUCCAUCCAUCUGUUUUCUUGGGCCCUAAAGAAACCUGCAACAAUCUUGAUUAGCAAAGUUGAUUUACUUUUUUAUGUCACAUCAUUAUAUUUCUUCAAGUGUUAUCCUCAAAACAAUGUCAGAAAGCCUUGCUCAUGCCACUUCAUCUUAGUGCUCCAAAAUAAGAGCAAAUGUGUGUUUUCUACCACAAGUUUCACUCCUUGUGAAAAGUGACUUCUCUGCACAUUAAGUGAGGAAAGUAUAGAUCUUAAUAUGGUAAUGAUGGGCUGAAGGGACUAAAGCAUUUACCAAAGUGAGUUUCACUGCAUAUUUGUUAACUUGUUGAUUAAGACUUCAGAAGUAUUUGUUAGAAUAUCUCAAACUGUAAGAGGAUAAGAGGUGAGUUGAGUGAAAACGUGAGCUGGACCAUAUACAUAGCAAGUUUAGUAACAAGAAAAUGUUCUUCAUGGGGGUAAAGUUGACCAACCUUCUAUCCCUGUGGUUUUGUAAGCACACUUCUCUAAAGUCAUAUUGUAUUUUGAUUCACGGAACACCAGGCACAUAAAAUCAGAUUACAAACAAUUUUAGCAACCGCAAAACCGGUAAGAAGAUCAAUGACAAAUCUGCAACUCUUGUUGGUAUUAUAUGGUUUUGCAAGUGCUGAAAACUUUUUUAGUGCUAAACGAAGAGUCUUGCUCACCAGUCCUGUAAUAAAUAUAAUUUGUCUAUUUUAUUUUUUCCUUUUAUCCGAAAAUGAAAAUUCUGUCCUCUUUUAUUCACCCUCAUGUUCUUCCAAAACCUGUAUGACAUACUGUCCUCCGUGGAACAAAAAAGGAGAUGUUAGGCAGAAUGUUAGCCUCAGUCACCAUUCACUUUCAUUGGAUCUUUUUUCCUAUACAAUGAAAGUGAAUGGUGACUGAGGCUAACAUUCUGCUUAACAUGUCCUUUUGUGUUCCACAGAAGAAAGUAGUAGUCAUAAGGGUUUGGAACAAUGUGAGGGUGGGUAAAAGAUGACUGAAUUUUCAUUUUGGGGGGAACUAUCCCUUUAAUGAAUUAAUUGUGGGUUACCUGCCCAAAGGGAAUAUUUUCUUUAGUAACUAGUGUACUAACCACAUAACCAGCACCUCAAUGCAAACUUGCUUCAAACGUCCAAAGUGCCAAAUCACACGAGGUGCACAAGCUGUACGUCUGCAACAAAAACAUCACUUUAUUUGUAAAGGUUUACAACGGGGUGAGAGGCUUGUACUAAAAAAAAAAAAAAGAGUGAUUAAUUUGGUCUUAAAAGAACGUUAUUUUUCCUACUGACAAUCGGAGAGGUAUUAUUUUUCACUCUCUCCCUUUUUGCACUUUUAGUAGGAAUGAGUCGUGGUUGUGCUAAAGUAGAGAAACUGCCAGAACAAUGCAAGAUACUUGUGAUAUACUCAAUGGUUUGAGUAUAUGGUUACUAGAAAUUAAAUGUUUGAAUUUCCCCACAACGUUA